GACAUUUAGUUUGGUGAUUUCGGAAAGAACAUUUUUUUUCUAUCGUUUUGACACCGAAAGUAAUGUUUUAAUAACACCGCAAUCUUUUUUGGAAAUACAACAGUUUGAUUCCUAUGCAUGUUAUUUACAAGUGUGUUGAAGCAUAGAUAAGUCUGAAAGGUGCAGAAAGUGGGACAUCGAAGUUGGAGACCUUUCAAUUAGAGGCAUAGAAGGACAGGAAACAGGUUUUGGAUGCAUCCCCGAUCUAACAUGCUGAAUCAAAUGAAUGAAUAAUUACCACCUUUGUGAAACUUGAUGCCAUGCUGAAGAGGAUUUCUUUCUGUUCAUAAGUAAAUCUGCCGUUGGAAGGAGCCAAAUGACUGAGCUGCAGCUCCAGCGAACAGCAGAGGGGCCAAAUGUUCAGGAGAUGCCAUUCUGGCUUGAAAAAGCAACCCUUUGGGACCAAUCUGACUCUUCACACACCAGAAAAGACAUCUCCCUUAACCUGAGAAGUCUGAGAGAUUUCUUCCAUCAGGUUCUCACAGAGAUCAACAAUGUGAGCUCCACCACAGAGACCAUGAAAAGGCUUCCCCUUCUAGGUCAGGUUUUAGGCCGGCUUUGCUGGAACCCUUAUGUCACAGCAGACGGUGCAAGUAGAGGACUUCUCCUCCAAUGCCUGUUGGCACUGUACUCAGAGCAUCCAAGCAAUGCUGUGGAAAGAAAAGCCAACGAAUGGAUAAGGAAAGUCCUGUGUCGGCUCACCACAGAAGAAGACGAUGGUGCCACACUGGCAAUGAUGAAGCAUUUAGGUGUGCCAACCAGAGAGUACUAUGUUAAAGUGCUGAAUAAGAUGGUAACAAUGAUCCAGGAAAGCAUAUGGAAGAGUCGGUGUUCUCACAGCAACAGAAAUCAGAAGUGUUCGUGUGGCAGUAUUCAGGCUGCAUCAGAGGCUUUUAUGUCUCUUAUAACAUGUGCUGAAGCCUCCCCUGUUAUUGGUACCUUGCUGCAGCAGCCAGCUCCUUGCAUCAGAGGAGGUCUGAGUGAAAACUUCAUUGAUGCUCUACACUCUGCUUAUUCCAGAUGUGACCUUCCACUUGAGGAGGAGGUUGUUAUUUCUCUGUGGUGCCACAGUCUGCCUUUUCUGGAGGAAGCUGUGCUCAGUUUGCUCGACUCUGCGACUGCAGCAGGAUCAACGCCCGAUAAGAUAAAGGAGCAAGUAACAAAGUCCUUGUUGCCUAAAGCUUGUGCCCAGCAUUGUUCCAUAUUCCUGGUUGUAAACGACAUCUUUAGGACUGUUCUUAAACGGGCUGAGAGAAACGAAUGUGUUAAAGAUUUUUUACAAACCUUUACUAAGUGCUUCCUAAGGGAGCUGACACUGCUGCAGCCUCAGACAUCUGCAUCUUUAAAAGCCUUCUUCCCACAGUCCCCUUCAAGUCUGCUGCUUUACCUUCUCACCAUGCCUUCAGAGAUGCCUCGGGAGAGUUGGAAAAAUCACCUGAUGUGGGUCAGCAGCACAUUACAGAGACUGACGGAGGAAGAAGAGGAGGAGGAAGGCUCGGACGCUAUCAACAUCAGGGGGCACAGCAGAGUGUUUGAGGCAUGGUUCCUGCUGGCUCAGUGUGCUCACUGGGUACAGGUGGCGGUCCAACUGCUGGUUACAUCAGGCCCCGAGGACUGUGGCUCCCUCCUCUGGUUGCUGACCUUCUAUCAUCGACCCACCAACAGGUGGCACCACAGAGCUGCACAGCUGGUGCAGGCCAAAGCAGCGUGGGACCAGCUCUACAGUAUUUUCUCUGUCGGAGCUCAUCCUCUUCCUGCAGACCGUCUGCAGCCUUUACUCAGUCUGCUUUCAUCCAGACCUCAGCAGCUAUCAUUGAUAACUCUUCACCUUUUGGUUAGCUUUGCCGUUUUUGGUCAACUACCCCUAAGCACAUCAACAGAGAUCACAUUGAAGGUGUUGGAUCAGUCUGGUCUGCGGGAAGAGGCGGCACAUUUUCUCAGCUCGCUGCGUCUCCAGCUAAAUGACCAAGGCUGCUCUGCAAAUGACAGCGUUAGCCUCAGGGUCGAGGAUCUUCACAGCAAAAUAAAACAAAUGUGAGCCACAUGCAGUCUGAGUGACACAAAGCUAACGUGCUGUCAUAGGAUGGCGGGAGGCUGCUCAAGACAAAACAGCGAGGACAGAUUACAGGACAUGUGGAGGUUGUAAACACAUCAGACAGCUACAGAGCCCAGAAGGACUGUAGAGCAAUGAUAAAUCCCUGUUAGCAGCAUCUGUGUGUAUGUGUGAAGAUUCCGCCCCCUCACUGGACUUAUUCAGCAGAAAUCCAUCCUGCUUCAAAGGCCGACUGAAAGAAACGGGUCUGAAAGAUGGAAAGUAAUGGCUGCUAUUUAGUUUUUUUGUUGCAGGGGGGAGAAAAAAAACUCACAUUUAUUAAUAAAUGCCUGUGUUGCUUAUGGUACAAUGCACUUGUGGCUAAA
Messenger RNA from Cyprinodon variegatus (sheepshead minnow), 2457 nucleotides. RefSeq names its product Fanconi anemia complementation group C (gene fancc). NCBI's taxonomy places the organism in Eukaryota, Metazoa, Chordata, Actinopteri, Cyprinodontiformes, Cyprinodontidae. The record is from RefSeq and is a predicted model, not a curated record. Gene Ontology annotation, cellular component: Fanconi anaemia nuclear complex. The coding region runs from base 356 to 2077 and encodes 573 amino acids. The transcript is spliced from 17 exons. Gene Ontology annotation, biological process: nucleotide-excision repair; interstrand cross-link repair; cellular response to oxidative stress.